Molecule: messenger RNA, 1686 nt
Organism: Didymodactylos carnosus
Lineage: Eukaryota; Metazoa; Rotifera; Eurotatoria; Philodinida; Philodinidae
Source: the annotation of a GenBank genome assembly
AUGGGUGUUGCUGAACUGGCAAAAGGCAUUGAGUAUACAGAAUCAAUUAAAACAAGUUGGCGAUCUCCUCGUGCAAUUGUAGCCAUGGGAAAUGAACGUCAUCAACGUGUUCGACAACGUCACAAUAUUAACCUAGAAGGUGACGAUAUUCCACCACUAUUGCGAUCAUUCGAAGAUAUGAAAUUUCCGCCAGGUAUAUUGAAUGUACUUGCUGAAAAAACAACAAACGGUCCCACACCAAUACAAAUGCAAGGUCUUCCUGCUGUUUUGUCCGGACGAGAUCUGAUUGAUAUUGCUUAUACGGGCAGUGGUAACACGCUUGUGUUCGCUUUACCCAUUGUCAUGUUCUGUUGUGAACAAGAAUUAGCCAUGCCGUUUGUUAAAAAUGAAGGACCGUAUGGCUUGGUUGUUUGUCCGUCGAUUGUUUUUAUCAUUAUUAGAAAAUUUUACGUUUAUAGUGGUGUUCAUAUUAUUGUCGCUACACCCGAUCGUUUAAUGGAUAUGCUUGAUAAAAAAUUACUUUAUUUGGAUAUAUGUCGAUAUUUAUGUUUGGAUGAAGCUGAUCGAAUGAUUGAUAUGGGAUUUGAAGAAGGUGUGAGAAAUAUUAUUUCACAUUUUAAGACUCAACGUCAAACAUUGUUAUUUUCUGCUACAAUGCCAGAAAAAAUACAGAAUUUUGCUAAAAGUGCUUUGGUCAAGCCAAUAACGAUCAAUGUUGGACGUGCAGGAGCUGCCAGCCUUGAAGUGAACCAAGAAAUAGAACACGUUAUGGCGGAAGCACGAGUUGUACAGUUGCUCACAACAUUACAAAAAACUCCGCCACCAGUGCUGAUAUUUGCUCAACAUAAACAAGAUGUCGAUGCCAUUCACGAAUAUUUAUUGUUGAAAGGCGUCGAAGCUGUUGCGAUUCAUGGUGGCAAAGUUACUAUUUGUUAUCUUAUUAUGGCCUCGAAUAAUAAUGAUGAUUUACAAUCUUUUGUUGACGAUGAUUUAUUCGAAGAAGCAGCUGCUUUCGUUCAGAGCCAUUUACCACUGUUUUCAAAAGACGAUCUUCUAUAUCUCUAUGCACGUUAUAAACAAGUGACUGUGGGAGAUAUUAAUAUUCCUAGACCCGGAAUAUUUACACUUAAUUUUGAACCUAAAGCGAAAUGGGAUGCAUGGAACUCAGUAAAAAAUGUAUCAAAAAUGCAAGCAUCACAUGAAUAUAUUGAAAAAGUGAAUCACAUAAAACGAAUUAAUAAUAUUACUAAUGAAAAUGCAAAAUCUAGUGGUACCGGUGGACCUAGUGUCAGUCGUUUCAAAAAAGAUGAAGAAGAAAUAGAUGAUAAAGAUAAAACAAUAUUUGACUUUUGUCAAGAAGGAAAUUUACAACGUGUUGAAGAAUUACUAACUACUGGCUUUGAUAUUAAUGAGCCGGAUGUAUUGGGACUAUCGCUUCUCCACUGGGCUACUGAUCGUGGCGAUGAAAAUAUGAUUCGUUUAUUAGCAAGAAAAGGUGCCAAUAUGAAUAUUCAAGAUGCCGAAGGACAAACGGCGUUACACUACGCUGCAAGCUGUGGCCAUGAUAAUUGUGCAAAUUUAUUACUAGAUCUUGGAACCGAUGCCAAUAUUUGUGAUUACGAUGGAUAUAAGCCAUAUACCGUCGCAUCUUCAGAUCAUAUUCGAUCAAUUUUUGCAUCGAGAUGA